Molecule: messenger RNA, 3624 nt
Organism: Stylonychia lemnae
Lineage: Eukaryota; Ciliophora; Spirotrichea; Sporadotrichida; Oxytrichidae
Source: the annotation of a GenBank genome assembly
AUGCAAAAAGAGAGAAAAGUCAAUGAUAAAGUCAGAUUUACCGAGAAGACCCUCAGUACUCAGCUAAUGAAUGCAGCCAAGCAUCACAUUGAGUCCUUCGACUAUGCUAUGCAAGUUUGCCUUCCCAGAAUAUGCUCGCAAUUGCUAGCAGCAGAGAUUAGUGCACCUACUGAAGCCGAGUUAGCAAGAAAUAAAAAUGCUGCUAACACGCAAUACCCCUUCAAGAAGAUGCUCAUUUGGAAGCCCGCAAGGUAGGAUCAAUCAAGUGGCCUAAUCACCUAUUCUCAAGGAUCAGCAUCAGGCAAAGGAAGUCAAGAUGGAGAUAAAGUUUACCCAUCAGAGUGCAGACUUAGAUCUCUGACUUAUGCAGCACCCUUAUACGCCACUAUAGCGAGAAAGAUAGACAAUGAGCCUGAAGAAAAAGUUACAGUCCCAUUAGGCGAUGUCCCAGUCAUGGUUAGAUCAGAGAACUGUCAUUUGCAUGCACUUACUGAGCAGGAGUUAGUUAAAAGGCAUGAGGAUAUGGCUGAACUAGGAGGUUAUUUCAUUAUCAAUGGCAAUGAAAGAAUCGUGAGAAUGCUCAUCAUGACCAAGAGAAACUACCCAGUUGCCUUCUCAAGACCAACAUUCAUCAACAGAGGAAAGCUCUUCACUCCAUUCGCAGUUCAGAUGAGAUGUGUAAGAGACGACUUAUUUGCUUAGACACUUACACUACAUUAUCUCAGUGAUGGCAAUUGCUCAAUGAGACUUAUUUAUCAAAAGCAAGAGUUUCUUAUUCCAGCUUAUGUCAUCCUAAAGGCACUAGUAGAUGUGACUGAUGUGCAGAUCUACAACAAACUCGUGAAAGGGUACUUCAAGAAUAGAUAGAUUGGAGACAGAGUAGAGGUGCUACUCUAAGACGGAAAUAAACUCAGUCUCUACUCUUAAAACCAAUGUCUGGCUUAUUUAGGAUCUAGAUUUAGAAUGGCUUUGGUAGGAGUUCAAUCAGAUAUGUCAGAUGUCGAUGUUGGUAACUUCUUUAUUCAGAGACACUUAUUCGUUCAUACUUAGUCUUACAAGGACAAGUUCAACACCCUCUGCAUUAUGAUUGAGAAGUUAUAUGCUGUCGUGGCUUAAGAAUGUGAACUUGAUAACUUAGAUUCCCCAUCAAACCAAGAAGUGCUUCUCAGUGGUCACUUAUAUGCUUCUCUUCUGGCUGAGAAACUUCAGGAUCUGCUUUUAGGGGCUAAGGCGAAAAUUGUUAGAGAUCUAAGAAACCCUAACUUUGAUAGACUUCAGAUUAGAAAUCCUUUGUACAUGAAAAAGAUGAUUGAUUCACAAGUAUCAGUAGGUAAAAAGAUGGAGCAUUUCCUUGCUACAGGUAAUCUCAUUUCCAGAACAAAUCUCGAUUUAAUGCAGACUGCUGGUUAUACUAUUGUCGCAGAUAAACUAAACAAUCACAGGUACUUAUCUCAUUUCAGAUCAAUUCACAGAGGACAGUACUUCGCUGAAAUGAAGACCACUACUGUUAGAAAGCUGCUGCCAGAAGCCUGGGGAUUCUUAUGCCCAGUGCACACUCCAGAUGGUGGACCCUGCGGUCUAUUGAAUCAUAUCACAUCAUCAUGCAUACCAUUGGCUAAAGAGGAUGGAGAGUUAUGCAGACAUGGUGAAAAACUCAAAAACUUUAAGGCUCUUCUAGCUUAACUAGGUAUGAACCCAGUGUCAAGUGAUUUCGGCCUCAUCUACCCAAAUAAAUAUCUUCCAAUAAUGCUGGAUGGAGUACUACUAGGAUGUGUAGACCCUUAAAUUGCCCCUGAGCUGGUCAGAUCCCUUAGAGCUCUGAAGAUACAACAACUAAAUACAAGUGCACUCUAUGAAUCAGUUCCAAAGACACUUGAAGUAGCCUUCCUUCCUCCGACUUUCCCACCUGAAGAUGAUACUACUAACGGAGAGCAAGAAGUUCAAUCUAAUCAGAAAGGUCACAAAAAUAAAUUCUUCCCAGGUAUCUUUAUGACAUCAUCAGUAGCUAGAUUUGUGAGACCAGUCUAGAAUCUAGAAGUAGGAGGUGUUGAAUGGAUCGGACCUUUGGAAUAAGUCAACUUAUCUAUUGCUUGUCUCGAAGAAGACAUUAGAACAGACACCACUCAUCAGGAAAUAGAUCCAAUCAAUGUGCUAAGUAUGAUAGCCUCAACCAUUCCAUUUGCAGAUUACAAUCAGUCACCCAGAAACAUGUAUCAGUGCUAAAUGGCAAAACAAACAAUGGGGACUCCUUAUCACAAUCAUCCCUACAGAAUGGACAAUAAAGUUUACAGAAUUCUGUUCCCUCAGGAGCCACUAGUCAGAACAGAGAAUUACAACAAUUAUGAUUUCAGAUAAUACCCUUCAGGAACGAAUGCAGUAGUAGCAGUUAUUUCCUACACAGGAUAUGACAUGGAAGACGCUAUGAUUAUUAAUAAGAGUGCCUAUGAGAGAGGCUUCGGCCAUGGCUGUGUCUACAAGUCCUACAUCAAAGAACUAAACGAGCAAGUCAUGGGCGGCUCAUCAUCAAGCAAGUCGAGAUAUAGAAUGAUUAACCAGAACAAGUAUCGUGAGGAUGCAAGAAUAGAUCUAGCUGAGAAGAAUAUAGAUUCAGAUGGUACUCCUUAGAUUGGAUUGAAACUGACUCACGGCUCGCCAGAGCUAUGCGUCUAUGAUACAGUACUAGGCAAGCCUAAGUACAUGAGUUUCAAGGAUAACGAACCAGCAAGAGUUGAGAAUGUAAGACUGAUGGGAGAUGAAAAGGGUUCAGCCAACAAUGUCAACUAUGGAUACACCAUUAGAUACUCUAGAAAUCCAGUAAUCGGAGAUAAAUUCAGUAGUCGUCACGGUCAGAAGGGAGUCUUGUCAGUUCUCUGGCCUCAAGAGGACAUGCCUUUCACUGAGAGUGGUAUCUCUCCAGAUAUCAUUAUCAACCCCCACGCCUUCCCUUCUAGAAUGACUAUUGGUAUGUUGAUUGAGUCUAUUGCUGGUAAAUCAGGUUCUAACUCUGGUCAAUUCAAGACUGUAAAGACCUUUGAAAAGUACGAAGACGACGAUGUAGUUUAGUACUUCGGACAAGAAUUACUAAAGCAGGGCUACAACUACUAUGGAACCGAGACUAUGUAUUCUGGAAUAUUCGGAGAUCAAAUGAAGGUAGAUAUCUUCUUGGGAGUAGUAUACUAUCAACGUUUAAGACAUAUGGUCUCAGAUAAAAGUCAAGCUCGUGCCACAGGACCAUACGAUGUGCUCACUCAUCAACCAGUCAAGGGUAGAAAGAAGCAAGGAGGUAUCAGAUUCGGAGAGAUGGAGAGAGAUUCUUUGUUGGCUCAUGGUGCCUCUUUUUGUCUUAAUGACAGGCUUAUGAAGUGCUCAGAUUAUAGUGAAGGCUACGUUUGCAAGAAAUGUGGAAGUAUUAUCAGUUGCUACUUAAACAGAGAAAUUCUUAAGAAUCAGAGCAGUGUUGGAGCCAAUCAAUAGAAGUAUGCUGUUAAUGAGAGAGUGUACUGCAGAGUAUGCGAUGACUACGACUGUAGAAAAGUCCAAAUUCCAUACGUGCUUAGAUAUCUCACCAAUGAACUAGCUGCUAUGAAUAUCAAACUUCAAUUCCACUUGGAGCCAGCUGUCUGA